UCAGUUUAGUGUUACACUUUCUGCUGCCCCUCCGGAUAAAGCGUACACAAUGGCAGUUUCUGACCUUUCUAAAACUCUAAUUUUCACGAUAAAUAAUAUUUUACAACAAGAGAAGUACAAGACUGCAUUGGCUGUCAUCAAAGGGUUCAGGAAUGGAGCCGUAUACGGAGCGAAAAUCAGAGCACCACAUGCCCUGGUGAUGACGUUUCUUUUUAGAAGUGGGAGCCUGAGAGACAAAGUGAAAGCCAUUGCCCAGGCAACAUACACACACUCUCGGAACCUGGCCUGCUUCGUGUUCAGCUACAUGGGACUCCAGAUCCUGCAGCAGCGGCUCCAGGGGAAAGCCUGCCAGUCCCAUUCCUUCCUUGCAGCCUGCCUGGGAGGGUGGCUCGUCUUUGGGGAGAACAACAACAUCAACAGCCAGAUAAACAUGUACCUUUUGUCCCGGAUCCUGUUUGGGCUGUCGCGUCUAGCUGUGGAGAAAGGUUACAUCCCCCAGCCAAAGAAGGACCCCUUCCCCUUGUUCGCAGCACUGGUCUGGGGCAUCGUUCUGUGGCUCUUUGAGUACCACCCCCACACUCUGCAGCCCUCGCUCCAGUCCUCCAUGAGCUACCUCUACCACGACAGCAAUGUCUGGCACGAUAUCUCUGACUUCCUUAUCUACAACAAGCCCAGAGCAGGGGCGCAGCAAUAAUGGAGCCUCGACCCCUUCCUCUCAGGAGAACCCACAUACCAGGAUGCUAUCCUUCCAGACUGCAAUGGAGAUAAACCAGCCUUUGUCCUGGAGGUACUGCUGCUGUAUUUUGAAGAAACAGUUAGUGUGGGACUGAAAGCUGAAGGUCACUGUUAGCAGGAUUUGAUAUAGGAAUUCUAUUGCAUAGUGGUUUUACUAUGAACGAGCAACAUGCUUUUUUCAGAUUCAAGUGUGGUUCAAAGUGAAACCCUGAGUAGCUAAAACUGAUAUGCAAUGUCUUAUUUUUAAACAUGUUUAAUGACAGUAGUUUUUAUUUUGUUUCAAAUAUCUUUCUGUUCGUCUUAAUGGAAACUUAAUAAAAAAGAAAAAAUCUAAGUUCCUAAUCUGAUUGUUGGUUACCAGCUUUAUUGUAGGUGCAGUUUUUUCUAAUGCUUGUGAUCCUUUUUAAAUUAUAUUUUAAUUUAAAUGUAUUAAAGUGAACUGUUUAAUAAUA
Molecule: messenger RNA, 1187 nt
Organism: Polyodon spathula (Mississippi paddlefish)
Lineage: Eukaryota; Metazoa; Chordata; Actinopteri; Acipenseriformes; Polyodontidae
Product: peroxisomal membrane protein 4-like
Exons: 4
Coding region: 50-694 (214 amino acids)
Cellular component (GO): peroxisomal membrane
Source: RefSeq, a predicted model, not a curated record